UCACACACCGAUCCUCGCGUGGGCUAUAGCUCGUCACGCCUUCACCAGCAGGCCUGUUCACCAGUCAUCGGCGGUCGCUGCUUUCCCGAAAUUGCUCACCAGCGCCGGAGCUGAGCAGGAAGGAGGCUGGCCGGGUUGGUGGCGGUAGCCGGGCUCUCAUUUAAACUACCCAUCUGCCCCGGAAUUAAUUACGGGCGCCCCCCAGGCCUGCGUCCCGGCUCCCCCACUAUAUUAAGACCCCACCACGGCACCACCUCGUCCGCAAACAAACCCCACCCCACCCGCCCCGGCCGCGGCCACUCCACACAACGCAGGACGCACGGGCACGGCACGCUGUUGCAGCCCAAGGACGACGCUGCCCUCCGGAGAGCAGAGCGGGGAGCCGACAUGCCGGCGGCGGGCGGCGUGUUCUCCGGGUCGGUGAACCUUAAGUACGUGAAGCUGGGGUACCAGUACCUGGUGAACCACUUCCUGACGCUGCUGCUGGUGCCGGUGAUGGCGACCACCGCGCUGGAGCUGGCGCGCCUCGGCCCCGGCGAGCUGCUCUCGCUCUGGCGCUCGCUGGAGCUCGACCUCGUCCACAUCCUCUGCUCCGCCUUCCUCGUCGUCUUCGUCGGCACCGUCUACGUCAUGUCGCGGCCCAGGCCCGUGUACCUGGUGGACUACGCCUGCUACAAGCCCCCCGCCAGCUGCCGGGUGCCCUUCGCCACCUUCAUGGAGCACACGCGCCUCAUCAGCGACGACGACAAGAGCGUGCGCUUCCAGACCAGGAUCCUCGAGCGCUCGGGGCUCGGCGAGGACACGUGCCUCCCGCCCGCCAACCACUACAUCCCGCCCAACCCCAGCAUGGAGGCCUCGCGCGCCGAGGCGCAGCUCGUCAUCUUCUCCGCCAUCGACGACCUCGUCCGCCGCACCGGCCUCAAGCCCAAGGACAUCGACAUCCUCGUCGUCAACUGCAGCCUCUUCUCCCCGACGCCGUCGCUCUCCGCCAUGAUCAUCAACAAGUACAAGCUCCGAAGCAACAUCCGCAGCUUCAACCUCUCGGGCAUGGGAUGCAGCGCCGGCCUCAUCUCCAUCGAUCUCGCCCGGGACAUGCUGCAGGUGCACCCCAACUCGAACGCGCUGGUGGUGUCCACGGAGAUCAUCACGCCCAACUUCUACCAGGGCUCCCGGCGCGACAUGCUGCUGCCCAACUGCCUCUUCCGGAUGGGCGCGGCGGCGAUCCUGCUCUCCAACCGGCGGCGCGAGGCCCACCGCGCCAAGUACCGGCUGGUGCACGUGGUGCGGACGCACAAGGGCGCCGACGACCGCGCCUACCGGUGCGUGUACCAGGAGGAGGACGAGCAGGGGUUCUCGGGCAUCUCGCUCUCCAAGGAGCUCAUGGCCAUCGCCGGCGACGCGCUCAAGUCCAACAUCACGACGAUCGGCCCGCUGGUGCUGCCCAUGUCGGAGCAGCUGCUCUUCUUCUUCCGGCUGGUGGGGCGCAAGCUCGUCAACAAGAGCUGGCGGCCCUACAUCCCGGACUUCAAGCUGGCGUUCGAGCACUUCUGCAUCCACGCCGGCGGCCGCGCGGUGAUCGACGAGCUGCAGAAGAACCUGCAGCUGUCGGCGCGGCACGUGGAGGCGUCCCGCAUGACGCUGCACCGCUUCGGCAACACGUCCAGCAGCUCGCUCUGGUACGAGCUCGCCUACAUCGAGGCCAAGGGCCGCAUGCGCCGCGGCGACCGCGUCUGGCAGAUCGGCUUCGGCAGCGGCUUCAAGUGCAACAGCGCCGUCUGGAAGUGCCUCCGCACCAUCAAGACGCCCACCAACGGGCCCUGGGACGACUGCAUCCACCGCUACCCCGUCGACAUUCCGGAGGUCGUCAAGCUGUAACUGUACGUCCCGCGAAGCAUCGGAGCUUUGUGCUCUUUUUUCUUCUUUCUUCUUUCUUCUCCUCUUCCUUUUUCUUUUCCGGGUCUAUUAAAAGGGGGUAAAAAUCCAUACUUUGGUCGCUGGACGUGUCACACCAUACGUACAAGGAAUGACGAUCAUCACAGGAGAUUAAUUAAAACUAGUUGUUGUUGGAAAAAUUGGAUGUUAACGUGGGCGUGCUGUCGAAACUGGCCUAUGCCAGGGAUUGGGUGGUGUUUUGGAACUUGGAUGGGAAGGAAAGGGAGCACUUGUAAAUUGUAAUCCAUGUUGUAACUGGUGAAAGGGAUACCUGCAUUCUCCUGAUAGUUAUCGGAGCCAAUCGUCUCUGCUUGUUCA
Messenger RNA from Panicum virgatum (switchgrass), 2250 nucleotides. RefSeq names its product 3-ketoacyl-CoA synthase 6-like. Gene Ontology annotation, biological process: fatty acid biosynthetic process. Gene Ontology annotation, molecular function: acyltransferase activity, transferring groups other than amino-acyl groups. The transcript has 2 exons. Gene Ontology annotation, cellular component: membrane. Bases 388 to 1875 code for a protein of 495 amino acids. The record is from RefSeq and is a predicted model, not a curated record. Lineage: Eukaryota; Viridiplantae; Streptophyta; Magnoliopsida; Poales; Poaceae.